AUGUCUGACGAUUACUUCUAUCAGCAGAUGAUGGCCUCGACGCCGAUGUCCGCGCACUUGGUUCCCGACGGGGCUUUCGACGCCGGCGACGGCUUGCACCACGCCACUCGGCCCGGGAAUCAGACCACCCUGCUGAGUCCAGACAACAAUCGCCCCAGCUCGCUCAACGAAUCGACCACGGCACCACUGGUCCCUGAACUAGCGACGGCACAAUUGCACCCAGUCGCAGGUCACUACCAGGUUACGGUUCUGCAGCAUCAGCAGCAGCCUCAACCUCUGCUCCAUCCUUCAGCCCUGAGUCUGGGGUUGGGUCUGGAUUUGGACUUGACACAUGCAGACGGCGGCCAGGGUCACUACCACCGACACCAAUUCGACCCAGUGGCUGCUUCUGUCGCUGGCCAGCAGCAACGACAGGCUCCGUCAUCGUUGCUCCAUCCGCAGCAGGGCUAUGAGCAACCCCCCGAAAAUACAUGGCUCCCGCCCGGAUAUGGGGUCCCGGUGUACCAUGACAGCCAACAGCAGCAGCGACAACAACAACACCAUGCCGGCGCGACGCCCUGCUCCUCAUCAUCCUCCACCUCCCGAAAUGUCAGUAUUCCUGCAGCAGGCGGCCUGGGCAUCGGCAACGACAGCAUCGGCACAAGCGGUCACUUAUACGAUUUCGGCUUUGCUGCACCGCCGGCCAUCGCCGCAGCCGAACUUAACCACGACGUCCGAAAGCACAGCAAGAGCAGCAUGGAGACGGACAGCGAUUUCAAGAACCCCUCGUGGGACGACGAGGAAAACGAAGUACCCGAUAGAAAGGUCGGCAGGGUUUCCGAGACGCGCAGGACAUCAUCGUCCGCGUCUCGCAGGCAGCAGAGGAAUGGCAAGCGGCCUGCCGUGGCCGGCGCCGGCGCUCGCGACCUUGACAACGACGGCGACGGCGACGAUUGCGACGGCGACGAACCCACCAGCCCCGCGGACCGGACCAGCAUCAGCGGCCGAUCGAUCAAGUCGGCAUCCGUCGCCUCAUCCGCCGGCUCGGGAAGCAAGACGGCGCCGGUGCCGCGGUUGCGCAGCGCCUCCCGCACGUCUAAGAACCAAUCGCAAAAGCCGACCGAGACGCUCGAGGAACGGCGGACGCGCGCGUCGCACAACCUGGUCGAGAAGCAAUACCGCAACCGCCUCAACGCCCAGUUCGAGGGCCUCCUCAACGCCCUGCCGGAACAGGCACGUGGUCCGGGCGACGCCGGGGACGGCGGCGAAUCGGACCCGCAGCAAGCGGACCAGGAGCGGCGGGUCAGCAAGGCCGAGGUACUCGACAUGGCGCGCAGGCACAUCAAGAGCCUGGAGCGGGAGCGGGAGGUGCUGCACCGCGAACGCGGCGAGCUGCUGCGCAGUCUGGAGACGUUGGAGAGGGAGGCGGCGCUGAACCAAGGCGGCCGGUUGGAUGAAUUUCUCGACGUCCAAGGGACUGCUGCCGCCGACGAGGGAGGCGAGUCGUCAUGGAGGGGCAAUGCCUGA
Molecule: messenger RNA, 1506 nt
Organism: Colletotrichum higginsianum IMI 349063
Lineage: Eukaryota; Fungi; Ascomycota; Sordariomycetes; Glomerellales; Glomerellaceae
Product: Helix-loop-helix DNA-binding domain-containing protein
Exons: 2
Coding region: 1-1506 (501 amino acids)
Molecular function (GO): protein dimerization activity
Source: RefSeq, a predicted model, not a curated record